Cryptotermes secundus is the source of this 3352-nucleotide messenger RNA. RefSeq names its product H/ACA ribonucleoprotein complex non-core subunit NAF1. Lineage: Eukaryota; Metazoa; Arthropoda; Insecta; Blattodea; Kalotermitidae. Bases 172 to 2082 code for a protein of 636 amino acids. The record is from RefSeq and is a predicted model, not a curated record. Gene Ontology annotation, molecular function: RNA binding. Gene Ontology annotation, cellular component: sno(s)RNA-containing ribonucleoprotein complex. Gene Ontology annotation, biological process: box H/ACA snoRNP assembly; ribosome biogenesis; pseudouridine synthesis. The transcript is spliced from 7 exons.
UGUAUGCUGGUCGUAAAACAUGGCAGUGCCGUGAGGUUCUUGCAUGUAUGGAAAAUUUUUAUGUGUGUAGUGUCGUGAAAUAGCACAUUUACAUCAGCUGUAUAUCUGUGGUCAGUAAUUUGGAGGAUACCUCUAGUUGUGAUCAACAGCUAAGGAAUAGAAGGGGAGUGCAUGCUGACUGAUGGAUGUCCCACAAUGGCUGAAGUUAAGGUUACAGCCCCUGAUCUUAAUAAAUGUGAUCAUGAUGACACAUCAAGCUCUACAUUGAUGAAAAGCACAGACUUUGAAAUGGAUCGGCAGUUACCAAAUCAUGAAUCCAAUUUAGUACAUAGUGAAUCAAAAAUCAAAACAGACUAUCUUGAGAAUCUUUUAGACAUUCCUGAUGAGAAUCUUAAGGAGAAUUUCAAGGAAAAAGUGGGUCCUCAGCUUCAGGAAACACAGCCAAACCAUUUGAAUAAUAUAUCAGAUCUAAUAGUUGCAGGCACUUCCACUGAAAAUGUAGGACUAAAUUACCACAAUCAAAUUGAUGAAGACAGUACUUUAAACAAAAUACAGAAUGUUGAUUCUUCAGUUGCCGCUUUGUCAUCUGUUCCAUUCAGCAACAUUGCCACUGAUACUGUUAACACAGAAAAUAUAACAUCUGGAGAUGCAUUAAAUUCUGGAACAGUACCACAAACUAUGCAGUCUUCUUGCAACCAGGACUACAAUAAUGCCUCAGGUUUGUUCACUAGUACAACAGAUACAACAUACCAGAAUAAUCAAGAACAAAUGAAUAAUUCCUUGAAACUGAUUUGUGACUAUGGAAGUGAUUCUGAUAUUGAUGACAUUAUUGAAAUGGGUUCAGCACCAGAGGCCAGUAUUAUUGGGCCCUCAGAAAAUGCAAAGUCAUUCCUGAAUGAUUAUAGAACGGCUCAAGUGUUAUUUUCUGAAGACUCUGAUGAUGAUUCUGAUAGUUCAGAUGAGAAAUCAGACAGUGACAGCUCCACUAGUUCCAGCAACAGCAGUAGCAGCACCAGCAGCAGUAGCUCUUCAGUAAAUGCAGAAAAUGCAUCAGCUCUGAGAAGGGUUGUUAAUAAUAAUGAACAGAAUAAUACUCCCAGACCUAAGAAGAAAGAUCCUAUAAAGACCAGGGGAGAGAUUCUCAUUGAAGACCUACCUCCUAUUCAAGAUCUUCAAAUUAAUGUGCCUGCAGAAGAUUGUAUUCAGUUAGGCAAAAUAUCUAGCAUUGUGGACCAACUGGUUGUUGUUCAAGCUUUCAAGAACACUCCUCCCCUUGAUUUAGACAGCAUUUUGUUUCUUGAUCAUGGCAGACAAACUUUAGGACAGAUUUUUGAUGUAUUUGGUCCUGUCUCAGAACCUUUAUACUGUGUCCGGUUUAAUUCAACUGACCACAUUAAAGAGAAAGGAAUAGAAAAAGAUAUGGCAGUCUAUUGUGCUCCCAAAACACAACACACUUCAUAUGUAUUUGUUCCGGAUCUGUUAAGGAUCAAAGGAUCAGAUGCCUCAUGGGAAGACAACAAUGAACCUCCACCCAGAUUCCUUGAUUAUUCUGAUGAUGAGGGCGAGCGAAGAGCAAGGAGGUCAUUGCAACUUGAGGAGAGAAAGGUCACAGAUGAAAGCCCUGAACAGCCAAAGAAGAAGAAGAACCGCAGUAGUUCUUUUGAAAGGAGGAUGAACGAACGCAACCUUCGCAUGACUGCUUUACAUGCUAAUAAGCCUGCAACAGUAGCCAUUAGAAAUGGUAAUAACAAUAACAACAGUAACAGUAAUCCAUUCCAACCAUUUGACAAUUCUACAUGGUGGACUGGUCCCAUUCCCCCAACCCCUAGAUUUCAACAUUGUCUCAGUAGGCCACCCCCACCUCCUUGUACACCAUCUGCACCCAGACUUAUUCAGCCACCAGCAUUCACCCUGCCCCCACCAACAGCACCACCAUUUUUCCCUUCAAUCCAGCCCCCAUUCUUGCCCUACAAUCAAGUUUUCCCUCCCCCGGUUCCUCCCUUUGAUCCAAAUCGUCCACCUCCGUCAUUUGGGUUUCCUCCACCUAUGCCUCAGAUGCCACAGCGUCAUCCCCCACUAUGACCAUGUUGGUGGUUGUGAUGGUGUUAGAGGGCAUUUCAACUAGUCUCUAUUUGUCAUUCUUCAAGAAAGUUACAUUGAGGAAGCUCUUGGGAAACUUGUGAAGCCAGCAGCAGAAUUAUUCCUGUAACUGAUAUAGCAGCUCUGUGAAAUGUGUGUUUAAUUAGGAAGAACUGUCAUUCUUAUGUUGGUGCUAUGAACUUUAUAUUUUUUCUCUUGUAUACAAAUUCAUACUUAGUUCCUGUCACCAUAUUGCAUCUUCAGUAGAAUGUUUUAGUUAUUGUUUAUAUUAUGAUUCAAUAAACCUUUACAGUUAUUUUAUUAUUCAAACUGAUUUUUGUAUUUAAUAAUUAUUAUGUAAUGAUACAUUUUGUAUUACUACAAAUACCAUAGGAAAUUAAAUGCUUGGCAGUUUAAAGGUCAAAAGUAUGUACAAUGCUAAAAACCCUUAUUAAACAAGCAACUGUCUGCAGGCGGAGAAGGGAUGCAACAAGAUUUUGGUUUUUGAUAUGAAGUGAAAGGAGAUCUUAAUGUUUCCUUAAUAUGUUAAACCAGUGAUAAUACAGGAAUUCAUAAUCUUUGUGUCAUAUGUUUUUGAUUAUAUAGCUCAGUUCAGUAAUCUGGUUUUAAAUAUUGAAAACUGUCAAAGUAUUAUCUUGUGAUAGUGCUGCACAUAUGUUGUAUGUCUACAAUUUGUAUUUUCUGUACUCAUUGUGAGUACCUACUGAAAGCAUGUGUAAACUCUAUUAAGGAGAAUUGGUUGAUUAAAUGCUCAAAAGCACCCAUUUUUUUGUCUGGUACUUUUGUAAAAAUCUCUGUUGCAAUAUCUGAAUUGCGUCUUUGUUAUGAAAAUCUUAUAAAGCAUGGAUGUGGACAACUAAAUCCAUUUUGGAAAAACCCUCUGAUACCUUCUCCAUAUGUUCAGGAAUAUAAUGCCAUUGAAAUCACCUCUUUAAGCCAAAUAGAUCACAAGGUAUCAGAAGGUAAAAACAGAGUGAUGGUACAUUGGUGUAUAUAGGUUGUUUCUUGCACUAAAAGUAUGCUGGUUAAGGUCACAUAGUAAGCAGACACAUGAAUUCGCACAGGACAAUGGACAGAAUAAUUUUAAAUUAUAGAUAAUAUGUAUAUAUAUUGUCACGUGCUUUAGUGACUAAAGAUGCGGGUUUGGAUCAAUAAGGCGAUUUAUUGUAUAUGCACUAAUCGUAACUACAAAUAAUUAUAACACUUCCAAGAUUACUAUAAUGUCAUGUGUAUUAGUGACUAAAGAAAUGAG